AUGGCAAAGAGAACUCAGCCCAAUAGUUUAUCCUCCCGCACCUCUGUCAAGUCACACGUUUCGCGCAGGGCCGCCAAAGUCACGGAGACCUUGAAGGCUGGUGUGAAGACUGUGGCGCGCCCCCUCAAACGCCUGCGCAAGUCUAUCUCGAGCUCCAAUCUCUCUUGUGCGACCUCACGGGCUUUGGCUCGAAGCUCUGAGCCUGACACCGUGGAUGCCAUUGAACUGCCUUCGGACUCCAGGAGCAUUGAGAUCAUUGGAGGCUCUGCGAUGAUGCCAGCUCCGAGCGAUGCCAGAUCCAUCCAUUCUGCGGGGAGCCAUGGUUCUCAGAGUGCUCUGGAUGAGGAGUCAGAUGAACAGGAACUCGCACAUCUUCAAGCAACCUGGCGCUCCCCGGUCUAUGCUUUUUUCAAGUCGAAUGUGUCGGUCCAGUAUAAAAAUGGGCACAAAUGCCAUUUCUUUACGUGUGCCACUCGCAAAUGCAGGAAUGUACUCGGUGGAGUGCGACGAUACCAGGACUCCAAGGACAAGGCCUCGACAUCGAACCUCAAGUCACACAUCAUUCACUGCUUCGGGGCUGCAGCAGUCGAGGCGGCUAUCAAGGGAGAGAACGCACCACGCAACGACUCGAUCUUUGCCGUGUUCGCGCGUCAAGGCCAACAGCCGGUGACUGUCUCUCAUCGCACACACUCUAAUCCUGAAGUGCGUGCCCAUCUAGUCAAGUGGAUCACGGAAUGCAAUCGUCCUGCACACCUCAUAUCCGAUCGCGAAUUUCAAGAACUCAUGACCGCAGGGCAUCCCGGCCUUCUCCUGCCAACACCGAUGACAUUGCAACGUGACGUCAAGGCAUCAUUCCAGCGUUGUCGUGAGCGCAUAGGGACCCUGCUACGAGAGCAUCCUGGUCAUUUGAAUUUUGCCACUGAUGCAUGGACUUCUCCGAACCAUUGCGCAUUUGUCGCUUAG
This is a messenger RNA of Sparassis crispa, 963 nucleotides long. RefSeq lists its product as hypothetical. Lineage: Eukaryota; Fungi; Basidiomycota; Agaricomycetes; Polyporales; Sparassidaceae. The transcript is spliced from 4 exons. Bases 1 to 963 code for a protein of 320 amino acids. The record is from RefSeq and is a predicted model, not a curated record.